GAAAAAAAACUGAACUGAAAUUUAUUAAACUGAAAUUUGCUUAAUUGAGUUGAAAUUUGUUGAAUUGAAUUAUACUAAAUAGAAAUUCGCUGAAUAGAACUGAAAUUUGCUAAAUUGAACUGAAUUAAAAAGGUCUUUAAAAGAGUCCAAAAGAACAGGACCUAAGUGUACAUAUAGCCUUUUCCUUGAAAAAAAUAGAGGGAGUAUAAAAGUCAAAAUUGAGUUGCCUACUCUUUUUAUUUAUUUAUUUUAUUUUAUUUUAUUUUUUAAUUUUGGGUAUAUAUAAUGGAGCUUUUGUUCUCUCUCACUCCAUAUUUGAAUCCUUCUCUACCAUCCUAAGUCUACGUCUACUGCACAAAGUGAGAGAGAGAGAGAGAGAAAAAAAAAAAAAAAACCAAAGAAAUGGAUCAUUCAACAGCAACCAAAUUAGAAUACUUUGACAACAUGUUGAAGCUUCAUUCAGAGGCAACAUUUCUCUCCCAUUUGCAGACAGAUGAUGGUAGACAAGCAAUGAUAUUGGAUUCCACUAUAUUUUAUCCUCAAGGAGGUGGGCAACCUUCAGAUACUGGGUUGAUCACCAAUAUCAAUUCAUCCUUCAAAUUUGUUGUUGAUGAUGUAAGAAACAAAGAUGGAAUUGUUUAUCAUUAUGGGCAUGUUGAAACUUUGAAAGGAAAUGAUGAGUCGGAGUGGGACAUUAAGAGUGGAACGAUUGUUUAUUUACAUGUAGAUGAAACUCGUCGUAAUCUCAAUUCGAGGCUGCAUUCAGCAGGACAUGUUCUAGAUAUAGCAAUACAUAAUGUGGGAUUGGGACAUUUAGAGCCUGGGAAAGCCUAUCACUUUCCUGAUGGGCCAUUUGUUGAAUAUAAAGGGACCAUUCCACAAACUGAAUUGCAAAAUAAACUAGAACAGUUAGAAAGGGAUGCUAAUGUCCAAAUUUCAAGAGGUGAAAAGGUUUUUGUUGCUGUACUGCCCUAUGAUGAAGCUGCUGAGAUGUGUGGUGGUCAGCUACCAGAUUACAUCCCCAAGGCGUUCUAUGUUAGAACCCUUACGUCGAAAAGAAUUACCGAGUAUAAACUAUGAUGCACAUGAACUUGGUGGGCAAUUGGCUUUGGCAUUGUGGAUUGAAGCUUAGCUCAUUUUCAGUGCAAUGUGAUUUAUAGCAUGGCCUUAAUGACAUGGAUGGGUUGUUUUUCGAUAGGGAAGAUCCAUCCUCUCUCUUUUUUGCUCUUAUUCCCUUACUUAUCCUAACUCUACUCUUUUCUUUUUGACAUUGUUUUUCUUUCUUUGCUCUAAUUCACAUAAGCCCGCUAUUGGUUAUGGUGAACAGAUUUCACCGAUGCUCCCACUGGUUGUAGUCGUGGUUGUAGUAUGGGCUUAGGUUUCUUUUAAUGUCAGAGUAUAUACUUUCACCAAUAUCCAAACUUGAAGAGUUGAGGGGCAUUGCCACACAUUAAGAAACUCCUAUUUGAUUAGCUAUUUGUGACUUUUUUUAUAUUAGUAGACGUUAAGUGACGUGGUUAUGGACAGGUCCAAUUACUAUAGGGUUAGGGUCAGAUUUAGAGGGCUUUUAUUAGACAAGGGCACAAGGGAUUAAUGGACAGGGUCAUUAUAGGGCCAAUAAGAUGUCCCAAUAAUUUUGAAACAUUUUUUACCAGCCAGUGCAAUAUUGACCCACUAUACCCGCAACCCGUUUUAGCCCGACAUGUUUAAACUCUUUUUCAGGUGACCCUUUUAUGACUUAAUAUUCUUUUGACCUGCAUUGACCUUGUCCCAAUCUGUCAAUAACCAGGUCUAGAUAUUAUUAGUAAGGCUUUCUAAAUUGUCAAGUUGUCAUCUUCCAUUGCUAAAUUCAUUGUUUUAUGCUUUCAUCAAUCAUAUGAUUAGCUUCUGUUAGAACGAGAAACUGCAUUUCUCUUUCCAAUUGUAUUCUAAAGUGAUUUUCUAGGAACUAACUUAACUCCUUGUAACUUUAUUCUGGCAACAACAUGUAUUAGCCCAAAGAUUGUCCUACCUUUUUAUUUAUUUAUAUUUUAUUAUUUAUUGGGUUCUGUUAUGGGAUAAUCACCUAAGGUGGUUUGCAUCUAAGAUGUAAGGAACUUGAAGAGUGGUAAAGUGAGCAGUAGGGGAAGGCCAAAGCAAAUUCAGAGGAUGAUUGAGGAUAUGAGUCUUUUAGUGAUUGAGGAAAUUAUGGUGUUGGAUAGAGUGGGGUGGAGGGAGAAAAUCUACAAUGAGGACAUGUCAUGACUUUAAAUAUACACUUUUUAUUUCCUCCCCUGGUAUCUGAACUCAUUUAGUUUUGUUUAUUUCCUUUGUUAAGGUUUUUCUCAAACUUUUUUGUGUUUUUACUCGCAUGUCUUCCUUUUGUUUUUAUCUCCCCGUAGCCUCCUUUUGUAAACUUUCUCUAAUUUUCUUAUAUACUUUUUCAGAUUUUAUGCAAAAUUUUAUUUAUUUUUUUCUCAUUGUUUGUCCACUUUCAUUGCAUCACUUUUCUUUUUUCAUUACAUAUUAUGCUGACAGUUAGUUAUGAUGAUUCAUAUUAGUUAAGCCUAAAUGAUUUUGGAACUAAGACUUUAUUAUUGUUGUUGUUGCUGAGAAUCUUCUGAUGGAUCAGCUAUAGCUAUGUAAAUGUGAACUUUAGAUUCUAAUGUGUGUAAAAUGGGCUGAUUUUCAGCUUUAUUCAACCCCCCCACCCUGGUAAAAAAAAAUCCUCAGACUUUGAAGAGCAACUGUUUAUCUACUUCUUUUUUCUAGUUUCAAGUAUGAAAUAAGUUUGUCGUGUAGUUUUUCUUUGAUAUUAAUAUUUGUUAAUGUCCACAGUCUGUACUCUUGCU
Chenopodium quinoa (quinoa) is the source of this 2831-nucleotide messenger RNA. RefSeq names its product alanine--tRNA ligase. The transcript is spliced from 7 exons. Gene Ontology annotation, molecular function: alanine-tRNA ligase activity; nucleic acid binding; ATP binding. Gene Ontology annotation, biological process: alanyl-tRNA aminoacylation; regulation of translational fidelity. The record is from RefSeq and is a predicted model, not a curated record. Lineage: Eukaryota; Viridiplantae; Streptophyta; Magnoliopsida; Caryophyllales; Amaranthaceae. The coding region runs from base 403 to 1080 and encodes 225 amino acids.